GUGUGGUUGCUGGGCGGCAUGGCUGAACAGGAGAGCCUGGAGUUUGGGAAAGCAGACUUUGUCCUCCUGGACCAGGUGACCAUGGAAGAAUUCAUGGAGAACCUGAAACUGAGGUUUGAGAAGGGGAGGAUCUACACAUACAUUGGGGAGGUGGUGGUCUCUGUGAACCCCUACAAGCAGAUGGAUCUGUACGGCAAGGACACGAUUGAACAGUAUCGGGGCCGAGAACUGUAUGAGCGACCGCCUCAUCUCUAUGCUGUGGCUGACGCGGCCUACAAAGCCAUGAAGCGGAGGGCCAAAGACACCUGCAUUGUCAUCUCAGGAGAGAGUGGAGCAGGGAAGACGGAAGCCAGCAAGUAUAUUAUGCAAUAUAUUGCUGCCAUUACAAACCCCACCCAGAGAGCAGAGGUGGAAAGGGUAAAGAACGUUUUGCUGAAGUCCAACUGCGUGCUGGAGUCUUUCGGCAACGCAAAGACCAACCGCAAUGACAACUCCAGCCGCUUUGGCAAAUACAUGGACAUCAACUUUGACUUCAAAGGGGACCCAACGGGGGGCCACAUAAACAACUACCUCCUGGAGAAGUCUCGCAUUCUCCAACAGCAGCCAGGCGAGAGGAACUUCCACGCCUUCUAUCAGUUGCUCCUUGGGGCCUCGGACGCUUUGCUGGACUUGCUCUACCUCGGCAGAGAUCCCGAAGCUUACAGAUUCACCAGAGAGGGAGCCAGAAACAACUACUCGGGCAGUGACCGAGCCAACCACAAAGCAGUUGAAGUUGCCAUGAAGGUGAUCGGCUUUAGCCCAGAAGAGAUGGACUCCAUCUACAAGAUCUUGGCAGCCAUCUUGCACUUGGGCAACGUGUGUUUCGUCACUGCAGAGGAUGCCAUGAAAGUCGAGAAUGACCAUCUGGUUUCCUACCUCGCAGAGCUGACCUCGACGGAAGCCGGGAGUCUCCUCAAUACACUCCUGUACCGGGCAGUGGCUGCUGGGGGCGGGGAGGUGAUCCACAAAGCCCACAGCAUCAACGAGGCUAACUACGCACGGGAUGCCUGCGCCAAGGCCUUCUAUGAGCGCCUUUUUUGCUGGAUCGUUGCCCGUAUCAAUAAGGUCAUCGAGGUGAAGAACUACGACGCCCGACUGCAUGGCAAGAACACCGUGAUUGGCGUCCUGGACAUCUACGGCUUUGAGAUCUUUGACACCAACAGUUUCGAACAGUUCUGCAUCAAUUAUUGCAAUGAGAAGCUGCAGCAACUCUUCAUCGAGCUAAUCCUGAGGCAGGAGCAGGCGGAGUACCAGCGGGAGGGCAUCGAGUGGCAACACAUUGAAUACUUCAAUAACCAAAUCAUUGUGGACCUGGUGGAAGAGCCGCACAAGGGCAUCGUUGCCAUUCUGGACGAGGCCUGCCUGACAGCUGGCAAAGUCACCGACGCCCUCUUCCUGGACUCAAUGAACAACAGGCUCGGCAAACACCCCCACUACACCAGCAGGAAGAUCAGUCCUACCGACAAGUCUAUGGAGUUUGGACGGGACUUCCGAAUCAAGCACUAUGCGGGAGAGGCAAUGUAUUCUGUGGAGGGAUUUCUUGACAAGAACAAGGACACCCUUUUCCAGGACUUCAAGAGGCUGAUGUAUAACAGUGCAGAUCCCGUUCUGCGAGAGAUGUGGCCGGAGGGUAAACAGAGCAUCACCGAGGUGACCAAACGGCCUCUGACAGCCGCCACCCUCUUCAAGAAUUCCAUGGUGGCUCUGGUGGGGAACCUGGCUUCUAAGGAGCCGUAUUACGUCCGUUGCAUCAAACCCAAUGACCAGAAGUCGCCGUGCCUCUUUGACGAGGAACGCUGUCGCCACCAGGUGUCCUACUUGGGGCUGCUGGAGAACCUGCGCGUCCGGAGGGCCGGUUUUGCUUACAGGCAGCCCUACGACCGCUUCCUGCUCCGGUACAAGAUGACCUGCGAGUACACGUGGCCCAACCACCUCAUGGCCACAGACCGUGAGGCCACGCAAGCCCUGAUGGAGCAGCGUGGCUUCCAAGACGACGUCGCUUAUGGACAAACCAAGAUCUUUAUCCGCACGCCACGAACCCUGUUCUGUCUGGAACUAGAGCGUGCCCAGCUGAUACCCAUCAUCGUACUGUUACUGCAGAAGGCUUGGAGGGGUGCCCUGGCCCGCAAGCGCUGCCGAUACCUCCGGGCUGUCUACACCAUCAUGAACUAUUUCAAGCGCUACAAAGUGAAGUCCUACUUGCUGGAGCUGGUGCAGAGCUUCCAGGCCGUGCGCAGCAUGCCCGACUACGGCAAGAGCGUGGCGUGGCCGGAGCCCCCGGCUGUGCUGGUGCCCUUCCAGGAAAACAGCAAGCUCAUCUUCCGCAGGUGGCACGCCAGACAGAUUGUGAAAAACAUCCCUCCUUCUGACAUGGAGCAGAUUAAGGCCAAGGUGGCGGCUCUGGACGUCUUGCAGGGGCUUCGGAAGCACUGGGGCUGCGGCAGGAGCUGGGGGCGGAACUAUUUGAUGUCGGGGAAGCCUCCGCCUCCUGGCCCUUCCCUUGAGAAGUUUCUUCACCUGGGGCCUGGUUUCUAUGGCAACCUGAAGGCUUUUUACAAAAUCUGCUGCCCCCUCCUCUUUCCUGGCUCUUCCCUCCUUCCCUUUGCUUUGCCCUCCGGCGCCUUCCUCUUCAGCCCCACCUGGAGUCAAGGAAAUGGCAUCUUGCUGGCCUGCUGUGAACUCCACAGUGCUCAGGAGACCGGGAGCAAAGCUCCCAUGUGGGCGGGAGGCCCCCGCAGCCGCUCCUGUGCUCGCUGGCUGCAGAGUCAUGUUCAGCCGAAGCAGAAGAGCUCCCCCUCCCACACCGUCAGGCAUAGCCAGCAUCCAGGGCUGGAGAAGGGAGAGGAACCCCAGGAGCCCCGUGAGACAGGGAGCAGCGGCCACCAAGUAAACCACUGUAACAAGAGCGCCGACCGAGCCCUUCUCAUCACAGACCAGCACCUGUACAAGAUGGAGCCAAGGAAGCAGUACAGAGUGAUGACGUCCAUUCCCCUCCAAAUGGUGACAGGAGUGAGCGUGACCAGUGGCGUGGACCAGCUGGUGGUAUUCCACACAAAGAACCACCACGGGCUGAUGGUCUGCCUUCACAAGAUGCGUCCAGUCAAUGACAACCGGGUUGGAGAACUGGUGGGCGUGCUGGUGGACCACUUCAGAAGGGCAAAGCUGGAGCUCCGCGUUCAAGUGGCGGACUGCAUCCAGCUCAGCCUGAAAGGAAGGAAGAGGCUGGUGACCGUGGAGACGACGACGGACGCAGAAGCCCAGCCCAACUUCGUCAAGAGUCGGGAUGGUUUCAUUCUUUACUCACCAAGGAGAUGAACAAAGGAUGGGGCGACCGCUGGCUGGGAGACGUGAAGAGAGCAGGGAGAGGCCUUGAGCACUCCGGCCCCAGGUGUUCCGUUGCUUUGGGGCAGCUGGGAACCCGAAGACCCUGGUUCGAAUCCCCACUCUCCUCAGGGAAGCUUACUGGGUGCUUCGGACCAGUCACUCUCUCUGAGCCUAACCUACCUCAAGGGUAAUUGUGAAGAUAAAAUGGAGACCAAUGUAAGCCGCUCUGCGUGCCAUGGGGGAGAAAAGCGGGGUAUAAGUAAAUUAAGUAAAAUGAAUACAUACAUACAUACAUUUGCAGCCCAUCCAAAAUAGGGAAAAAUCUCCACAUGGGUAGCGAAGAACCCUCUCGUUGCGUACCCAGAGGUGGGAUCCAGCAGGUUCUCACAGGUUCCCGAGAGUAGCUUACUAAUUAUUGGUGUGUGCCAA
Sphaerodactylus townsendi is the source of this 3792-nucleotide messenger RNA. RefSeq names its product unconventional myosin-Ig-like. Gene Ontology annotation, cellular component: myosin complex; vesicle; actin cytoskeleton. Gene Ontology annotation, molecular function: ATP binding; actin filament binding; microfilament motor activity. Lineage: Eukaryota; Metazoa; Chordata; Lepidosauria; Squamata; Sphaerodactylidae. Gene Ontology annotation, biological process: actin filament organization; vesicle transport along actin filament. The record is from RefSeq and is a predicted model, not a curated record. The transcript has 23 exons. Bases 19 to 3354 code for a protein of 1111 amino acids.